AUGGCUGACAUGCCCGUCAAGCGCGUCGCUGUCAUCGGCGCUGGGCCCGCCGGGGCAAUUACGGUCGAUGCGCUGGCGCAGGAGCAGGCGUUUGACGUGAUCCGGGUAUUCGAGCGGCGUGAAGCGCCAGGCGGGAUCGACGAGGACGGGGAACCGACGCCCCUGUCAGACUUUGACAGCCUGGCGGCGCGCACGGCCGACCCGCCGCGAGCCGUGCCCUCCGAGCUCCCGGCGCGCGCACCACCGGCCGGCCCGGCAGCCCACUCCGAGUCGUCCAUCUACCCGUACCUCGAGACGAACGUGCACGGGCUCACGAUGGAGUUUACGCAGGAGCCGUUCCCGACCGAGUACAGCGCGUGGUCCGCCCGCAUGCACGGCGAGGACACGCCGUUCCGCCCGUGGCGCGUGGUGCGCGGCUAUGUUGUCAGCCUGUUCGACCGGAAGGGGUACGCUGACCUCGUGUCGUACAACACCACCGUGGAGCGCGUGGAGAAGAUUGGCGACCAGUGGAAGAUCACACUGCGGAGGCCGGAGGGUGAUGGCGACUACUGGUGGGCCGAGUGGUUCGACGCCGUCGUCGUCGCUGCUGGCCACUUCUGGGUCCCGUGGAUCCCCAAGAUUGACGGCUUGGAGGAGUUGGAACAGGACCAGCCGCGCAGCGUCAUUCACAGCAAGCACUAUCGUGGGCGGGAGGGGUACAGGGGAAAGCGCGUGGUCGUCGUCGGUGCGUCCGUAUCAGCAGCCGACAUCGCCGUCGACCUCACGCAAACCGCGGGAGAGGUGCACUCCAUCAACGUCGGGCGCAACUAUAACCGCUACUUUGGCAGCAUAGCGGUCGAACACCCAAAGAUCCACAACCACCCGACCAUCAGCCAUAUCAGCGGACGCACCGCGCACCUGGUGGACGGGACGCAUAUCGACAAUGUCGACCACAUCAUCUUCGGCACGGGGUACAGCAGCAGCCAGCCGUUCCUGCCGCAGGUGACGGUGCGCAACAACCGCGUGAUCGAGCUGUACCAGCACGUAGUGUGGCAGCGCGACCCGACGCUGCUGUUCGUCGGCAAGGUCGGUGCGGGGCUCACGUUCAAGAUCUACGAGUGGCAGGCGGUGUAUGCCGCGCGUCUGCUAGCUGGGAGGGGUACGCUCCCGCCCGUCGAGGAGCAGCGCGCGUGGGAGGUGGCCCGGAUUGCAACGCACGGCGACGGCACGCGCUUCAUGGCCGUCGUCCCCGACUUUGAGGAGUACUUUGAGACGGUGCGCAAGCUCGCCGGCGACGGCGCGCCUGGCGUCGGGCGCAAGCUGCCCAAGUUCCGCCCCGAGUGGACCGACGCGUUCGAGGAGGGCCACCAGAGGAGGAAGGCCAUGUGGGCGAGGGUCAACGCCGAGGCGCGGGCAGAGGCGAGCGCGGCAUCGCGGGGGAAGGCUAAGGCUGAGUCAAAGGCCGACUCCGCUCCGUCCGAAGGGAAGCGGACGUUGUAG
This is a messenger RNA of Vanrija pseudolonga, 1479 nucleotides long. Its product is annotated as Thiol-specific monooxygenase. NCBI's taxonomy places the organism in Eukaryota, Fungi, Basidiomycota, Tremellomycetes, Trichosporonales, Trichosporonaceae. The record is from RefSeq and is a predicted model, not a curated record. The coding region runs from base 1 to 1479 and encodes 492 amino acids. Gene Ontology annotation, molecular function: flavin adenine dinucleotide binding; NADP binding; N,N-dimethylaniline monooxygenase activity. The transcript has 3 exons.